AUGUCCACCAACACCGAGACCAAUGGUGAGGACAUCAGUAGUGCCGAUGCCCAUUUCAUCAUUGAAUGCCUCAAGAAUCUCAACGAAUCUAAGCAGGAAGCCGCCGUCAUGGAGUCAGUGGAGAUACCCGUCAAGAAGGACAACGGAGACGUGAAGAUGGAGGAUGAUGAGGCUAUCAAAGCCGAAGAUUAA
This is a messenger RNA of Aspergillus novofumigatus IBT 16806, 192 nucleotides long. RefSeq lists its product as uncharacterized. The transcript has 2 exons. The record is from RefSeq and is a predicted model, not a curated record. The coding region runs from base 1 to 192 and encodes 63 amino acids. NCBI's taxonomy places the organism in Eukaryota, Fungi, Ascomycota, Eurotiomycetes, Eurotiales, Aspergillaceae.